This is a messenger RNA of Kickxella alabastrina, 1550 nucleotides long. RefSeq lists its product as uncharacterized. NCBI's taxonomy places the organism in Eukaryota, Fungi, Kickxellomycota, Kickxellomycetes, Kickxellales, Kickxellaceae. Bases 108 to 1451 code for a protein of 447 amino acids. The transcript has a single exon. Gene Ontology annotation, cellular component: cytosol. Gene Ontology annotation, molecular function: mRNA binding. The record is from RefSeq and is a predicted model, not a curated record.
UACUCUUUAUUUAUUUCGAGUAUCUGCUCAUUCAUUCUCUUGCAAUAUACUCUUUAAAUUUUAUUACCACCACCACCAGCAAUACGCACAAACACACGCACACGAUCAUGACCAUAUUGAAGAAGGGCGAGCUAUCGCAGCUGCUUGUCGGCAGCACCAAGGGCGAGACAGUCAUCAGCAGCGCGCUCGACGAUCUGUUUAAAAACGCACCCCCGCAGGUGCCCGUGAAGGUUGUUGCUUCGAAGCCCGAGCCCAAGGCCUCGGGCAGCGCAGACACCGAUAAGGCCGCCGAAAAGAUCUCAAAGCUGAAGAUUGGAUCCAAGAGAGCCAGAAACGGCAAGGAUGAACCCGAGCAGGAGGAGACUGAGGUUGAGACCGCAGAUCGUGAGGAGCGCGAGGCCAAGGCCAAGCGUGCUCGCCGCGUCGGCCACGGUCUGGACAAGGACCUUGAGGAUGAGGAGGAAGAGGAGGCCCAGGUCAAGAAGCCCAAGAAGAACCUUCUUGGCCGCAUGCCCCAGGACUCUGUGACCCUCAAGCGUACUAUUUUCAUUGGCAACAUCACCAUUGAGUGCAUCACAGAUGGCAAGGUCUACAGUCAGCUUAAGGCGCUGUGCGUAAAGUACGGCAAGAUCAAGGCCAUCCGCUUCAGAUCCAUUGCCUUCUCUGAGAUCCUGCCGCGCAAGGUUGCCUUUAUCCAGGGCAAGUUCCACUCGGCGCGUCAGUCGUGCAAUGCCUACGUGGAGUACACCUCUGAGGAAUCCGCCACCAAGGCCCUCGAGCUCAACGGAACCGUCUUCCAAGAGAAGCACCUCCGGAUAGAUCUGGCCAGCAACGCCAAGGCCCACGACUCGAAGCGGUCGAUUUUUGUCGGCAACUUGGAUUUUGCCGCUCAGGAGGAGGAGCUGUGGACACAUUUCGGCACCUGCGGAACCGUUGAGAACGUGCGCAUCAUCCGCGACGCUCGGACCAACAUUGGAAAGGGCUUUGGCUACGUGCAAUUCGACGACCGGGCAGCGGUCGCAUUGGCACUGAAGCUCAAUGGCACAGAGAUCAACUCGCGCAAGCUGCGUGUGGAGCGCGGCAGUGAUAAGGUUUCCAAGGAGAAGAAGGGCGGAAGACGCGAGCACAGCGCUGAUGAGUCGGUCACUUCGGUUCUCGAGGGAACUCGCUCGGUGAAGGGUGAUAAGCCGUCGAACAAGAAGCGCCGUACGGCGCGGAGCCAGGGCUUUGCUGAGAAGAAAAUAAACUUUGCUAAGGCACCCGAGUCGUCUGGAAGGCGCUCGUCAGAUACUGGAGGCCGUGGUGGAUUCCGUGGUGGUUCGCGUGGCGGCGCUCGUGGUGGCUCUCGCGGCGGACGUGGUGGCUCCCGUGGAGGCUCCCGUGGCAGCUCCAGUGGUGGACGUGGUGGAUCUCGUGGUGGCCGCGGUGGAUCCCAUGGUGGGCGCAGCUGAAGCGUGGUGAUUUGAUUUACUUUUUUAUCAUUUUUGCCAUUCAAAUACUCAAUAUUCCUUAUUCACCUUCCAAAAAAUAUUUUUAAGCAAAAAACAUGA